Ogataea philodendri is the source of this 1374-nucleotide messenger RNA. RefSeq lists its product as uncharacterized. Bases 1 to 1374 code for a protein of 457 amino acids. The record is from RefSeq and is a predicted model, not a curated record. Gene Ontology annotation, cellular component: Swr1 complex; Ino80 complex; NuA4 histone acetyltransferase complex. Gene Ontology annotation, molecular function: ATP binding; ATP hydrolysis activity; DNA helicase activity. The transcript has a single exon. Gene Ontology annotation, biological process: box C/D snoRNP assembly; regulation of transcription by RNA polymerase II; chromatin remodeling. NCBI's taxonomy places the organism in Eukaryota, Fungi, Ascomycota, Pichiomycetes, Pichiales, Pichiaceae.
AUGGUGGAAAUCAACGAGGUGAAGGAAGCAAACAGUUCUAGAGAGCACAGAACCGCCACCCACACACAUAUCAAGGGGCUGGGGCUCGACGAGUAUGGAACGGCGAAAAAAAUCGACGGAGGGUUUGUCGGCCAGAGCGAGGCCAGAGAGGCGUGCGGGAUCAUUGUUGAUCUGAUCAAGUCGAAGAAGAUGAGCGGCAAAGCGAUCCUGCUGGCUGGUGGCCCGGGCACGGGAAAGACCGCGUUGGCUCUGGCCAUUUCACAGGAGCUGGGGCCCAAGGUGCCGUUCUGUCCAAUUGUGGGCUCUGAGCUGUACUCUGCCGAAGUGAAGAAAACCGAGGCCCUGAUGGAGAACUUCAGAAAGGCCAUUGGACUCAGAAUCAAGGAGACCAAAGAGGUUUACGAGGGAGAAGUCAUAGAUCUUACUCCCGAAGAAGCAGAGAACCCAUUGGGAGGAUACGGAAAGACAAUCAACCACGUGAUUGUGGGACUCAAAACAUCCAAGGGUACGAAAUCGCUGAAGCUGGAUCCGUCCAUAUACGAGUCGAUCCAAAAAGAACGCGUGAGCAUCGGAGACGUGAUUUACGUCGAGGCCAACACGGGAUCUGUUAAGAGAGUGGGAAGAUCGGACGCAUACGCCACCGAAUUCGACUUGGAGGCCGAAGAGUACGUUCCGCUUCCUAAGGGAGACGUGCACAAGAAAAAAGAGAUUGUCCAGGACGUGACGUUGCACGAUCUCGACAUCGCCAACGCUAGACCACAGGGAGGACAGGACAUUCUGUCCAUGAUGGGCCAGUUGCUCAAGCCCCGCAAGACAGAAAUCACAGAGAAGCUCAGAACCGAGGUGAACAAGGUUGUUUCCAAGUACAUCGACCAGGGAGUCGCCGAGCUCGUGCCGGGUGUUCUGUUCAUCGACGAGGUGAACAUGCUAGACAUUGAGUGUUUUACAUUCUUAAACAGAGCGUUGGAGUCCUCCAUCGCCCCAAUUGUGAUUCUGGCUUCCAAUAAAGGAAUGACCACAGUUAGAGGUACAGAUGAUUAUAAAUCGCCACACGGACUGCCUGCGGAUCUGAUUGACAGACUUUUGAUUGUGAAGACGUUGCCAUACAACCACGACGAGAUCAGAACCAUUGUGAUGAAGCGGGCUAAAGUGGAGUCGUUGUCACUGACGCCGCAGGCCUUGGACAAGCUUGCGCAGAUCGCCUUGUCCACCUCGCUGAGAUACGUUCUGCAACUGCUGUCUCCUGCAGGCAUCAUUGCCAAGGUCAACGGCCGCACGGAAGUGACUGUGGACGAGAUCGAAGAGUGCCAGGUGCUCUUCUUGGAUGCUAGACGUAGCACCAAGGUCCUCGAGGACUCCAAAGGAUAUCUAUAG